Molecule: messenger RNA, 4849 nt
Organism: Ornithorhynchus anatinus (platypus)
Lineage: Eukaryota; Metazoa; Chordata; Mammalia; Monotremata; Ornithorhynchidae
Gene: RYBP
Product: RING1 and YY1 binding protein
Exons: 8
Coding region: 504-1124 (206 amino acids)
Biological process (GO): positive regulation of DNA-templated transcription
Cellular component (GO): nucleus
Molecular function (GO): DNA binding; transcription coregulator activity
Source: RefSeq, a predicted model, not a curated record
UGUAGUGUCUGCACCUUUAGGAACAGCGCCGAAGCCUUUAAAUGCAGCAUCUGCGAUGUGAGGAAAGGCACCUCCACCAGGUAGGUGGCCCCUCCCCUCCGACCGGGGCUCACCUGUGGCUCCAGCCGGCAGACCCCACUUCUCUCGGUCCGCUGCAGACGAAGGAUCUCCAGCCUUCUCCUCCUACCCUUUCUCAGGAUUCCAGGUAGGGGCCCCCUCCCCUCCGACCGGGGCUCACCCGUGGCUCCAGCCGGCAGACCCCACUUCUCUCUGUCCGCCGCAGACGAAGGAUCUCCAGCAUUCUCCUCCUACCCUUGCUCAGGAUUCCAGAUUUUCUUUCUCUGCUAGAGGAAUCACACAACAAUUUGAAGCUCCUCAGGUGAACUUUGGAAGAAGCUUCCACUACCAGGUACAAUGGCUUCGACUACUAAUCCUGCAGUUUGAAAGGGCCUAUCACGUGGAUUAAGGCUUGCCAGGAACAGAGGGAGCAGUCCAAGUGCUGCAUGGAUCGCAACGCUCUCCUGGAGUCCGAUGCACCCAACCUGCUCUGCCGAAGUCUGACGCUCCCCAACCUCCCAUUGGAGCCCUGGACGAGAAAACCUAGAAUAAACUCCCAGUUGGUUGCACAGCAAGUGGCACAGCAGUAUGCAACACCCCCACCACCAAAAAAGGAGAAGAAGGAAAAAGUUGAAAAGCAGGACAAAGAAAAAUCUGAUAAAGAGAAAGAAAUUAGCCCAAGUGUUACAAAGAAAAACACCAACAAGAAGACUAAACCAAAGUCAGAUAUUCUGAAAGAUCCUCCUAGUGAAGCAAAUAGUAUACAGUCUGGGAAUGCUACAGCAAAGACCAGUGAGUCAAAUCACACUUCAAGGCCCAGGCUGAAAAAUGUGGACCGAAGCACCGCGCAGCAAUUGGCAGUAACAGUGGGGAAUGUCACGGUCAUUAUCACAGACUUUAAAGAAAAGACUCGUUCUUCUUCUACAUCGUCAUCCACAGUGACCUCCAGUGCAGGAUCAGAACAGCAGAAUCAGAGCAGCUCUGGGUCGGAGAGCACAGACAAGGGCUCAUCCCGUUCCUCAACACCAAAGGGCGACAUGUCGGCAGUAAAUGAUGAGUCUUUCUGAAAAUUGCACAUGGAAUUGUGAAAACUAUGAAUCAGGGUAUGAAAUUCAAAUUCUCCACCUGCCCAUGCAGCUUCCAUCCCCCGGAGAGUCUUCUGUGGACGUCGACCUCUUACUGAUGCUACCAGGAUAGUUUUCAGCUUGCCAUGGGCAUCUGGCCACCAAGGAGUUUCACACCCUGACGAUUACUCUUGACACUUUUAUGUAUUCCAUUGUUUUAUAUGAUUUUUUUUCCUAACAAUCAUUUAUAAUUGGAUGUGCUCCUGAAUCUACCUUUUUAUAAAAAUCUGCUGUGCACAGUUUUCCAUGUACAUUAGACCCUUUUUUGUGUGAGGUUUUGGCUUUUUUGUUUUGGCUUUAUUUAUUGCGUUCACAAACUCCAUCCUUUCAGAAUAUUCAUUUAGUUCUUUCUUCCAGUUAUAUUAUGUGCUAUAAGUUUUGAUAUAACUAUAUAUUUAUAUGGUUAUUUGAAGCCAAUACAUGGCAACGCUGGUGCUUGAUACACUGUGAAGUGAAAUAACAUUGAACAGUUACAGACCGGGACAGAGCCUUCUAUGAAAGUGCUGAAAUUAAAUUUAGUCUUACAUGAAGCGUAUUCCAACCUCAGUGGGAAUUUGAUUCCCCUUCUUUCAUGUUUAUCUAGUGAGUACUGGACAAAAAAAAAAAGAUAGACCUAUACACACCUUAGCGAUACUAUCUGCAAUUACAAGUCUGCUCCAGAGAUCUUGCAUUCACGACAGACAGAAUAUAACUGACAGAUCACAAGUUCUUGUCAAAUGGAAAAUGCUCAGUCAUUCAAAAGUAACUCAACAGACUUAAAGAAUGCCAAGUAUCCAUGUGUAUUAUUGUUACACAUUAAUUAACAUUGCUAACUCCUGCAUAAUCAUUCAUAAAAGUAUGGUAUUCUGUAACUAUGAAUUCCUUCCAUUUUCCAGGCCUGGGUUUAUGACUGAGAUGAUUGUUAAAAUCUGUGGAGUACCUGUUAGUUUUAGGAUUCCGGGCACAAGUAAACCUUAAACUGAAACUGUAAAGGCUAGAAGCUUGACAGCUGACACUUUAGAGUUUACUUGUUCUUGCUUGACAGUGCAUAGACCUUUUGUAAUUAAAUUUCUUGGGUCUUUUUUUCCCUUCUAUUGUAGAAAUUGUUGUUAAAUCUAGUUCUCUUUGUUUUCUGAAAGCAAUUUUUGAACCACAAUGGUUAUGACAUGCUUUUUAGUAUUUGUAGAUGUAUCUUGCUGUGGUAACUAAAAGUUGGAAGAUGUUUUCAUGCUAACCAACUGAGCAGCAAGUGAGGUCCAGUGUUGGCCAGUAUCUUUUGUUCUAUACAUAAAAAUAACCAUAUGAAACUUAUCUCCAAACAUCUUAGUAUUGCUAGGGCAUUGCCCUUCUGUUUGUUAUGGUCCCAUGAAGACACUAGUCUGAAAUGUUUUGAGUUGCACAACCUCGCCUCCCACCCCCCACAGAUUUCUUUGGCUUUUCACCCUCUGUCAUGUGGCCCAUAGUGCUCCUUAUUCAUUCCAAACACAACACCCGUUGUUGUUCAGUACAUGUGGCCCCAUUUUAGAUAUUCAAACGUGAGUCGUUCCCCUUCCAUUUGGAGUGAAGCAGCAGAUUAUGAUACCUUGAUUUAGUGACAAAAAAUAGCUUGUGUACAUAUGGAGGCAAAUGAUCAAUUGUAUUUUUCAAGUAGCCAUCAGGCAGGGUUCCUUUCACAUUUACAUUCAAACUAUUUCUCUCAUGUAGACAUUUAAUUUCUAUUAUUGAAGUUCUAGAUUCCAAAGCAGUGCCAUUUGUUACUCUGGUCCCAUAUAAAAUGGGGUUCCCCUCCUUUAAAGUUAUGCUUGUAGCAGAGGAGCAAGCGGUAAUUACCUUUGAAAAUAUGUUUUUCAAGUAUUAAAAAAACCAAAGGAAACUUGAUGCUUUCUGUAAGCAUUAGCCUCUAUUAUACAUAGUGGUUUGACUAUGAAUUUUAAAAUUCACAUUUUAAGGCCAGUGAACCUUUGCAAAGACAUUCCUUCUGAAGUUUUAAUAUUCUUUAUAUUAAGGGUCUCAGGGAGGGAAAACUGGUUAGCCAUAUUUAUUUUCCAGAGGUGCAUGAAAAUUCUAUGUCCAUUUUACACAAAAUCUUUAAAUGCCACUAAAUGAAUGUGUGUUGCACUGCUUUAUAAAUCAGUUACUGUUCUAAGCACUGUGCAUUUUUCAAAAUUAGUUUCAUGUAAAGUGAAUGGACCGCUAGAUUAAUGGAAAACUGAUGAGCCAGCUGCUCAGAGGCUGCUAACUCAUUUGUUUCAAGCGUCUUGGUUUUUCAGUUUUGCCUCCUUGAUAGAUAGAGGGUGUCUCUUAAGGAUCUGGCGAGUAGGAAGAAAGGGUGGAUUGCCUCGAAAGAAAUGGGCAAAAACUCUGCAUUUAGUAGCGAUUGCAAAUUAAGAAGUGGAAGAUGCUAGCUAAGCAACCAAAAAUUAUUGGGCCAGUCUUUUAGCUGUUUGUGUAGUUUCUGUUGAGGUAGUAGGUGCUUUUAGACAUUUUAGUUCUGAAAUUGAUUCCACCUCCCCAGGCACAUAUUCGGAUAUGGAAUUCCCUUAAGUUCCUGCAUUUGCAGUUUGCCCUACAGUUAGUAGGCAGCACAUAAGAACACUAGUGUAGAUUAUAUGUGUACACACACACACACACACACACACACACGGAUGUGGGUGUAUAUAUAUAUGUGUGUGUGUCUAUAUAUACGUAUAUAUGAUAUGCACACAUAUAUGUAUGUGCGUAUAUAAAGAGGACCAGAAAUACUUGGUAUUCAGUGGCACAUUAAGCAGAUGAUAAAAGCACAGUGUUAUGUUUGCAAGUUUUAAUUUUUACACCAACACACAGAGUCACACACAUAGGUUGCCUGACUUGCUGUACUUGUAAGUUUUGCAAUGAAAAAAGUCACUGCAUUUUCACGUAGAAAAAAAAAUAUUGAUUUUGAUUCACACACUUCAGUUUAGAACUUAACAAUUAAAAUUCGGCAGUAGCUUCUGUGAGUUUAUUUCCACUAAGACGUUUCACCUGCCUUAUCAAGACCAUUCUCAGUCUGUUUUUUAAGCCACCGUAUCUCAAAUUAUUGAAGAUUUAUUCAUUGCUGAAUAUAUAAUAACCUUUGCUUGUAUGUAACCGAAAGUGGUUUUGAGAGCCAACAUUUAAGAGUAUGACAAUGGAGCUGAACAGUUUUUAAUGCGCAAGCAGUUCUGUUCUUGUGUAUGACUUGUAACCUUAAUUUACUGUGUAAAGAUGGUUACAUUAUUUCCUUAGCUUUGUUUGUUGGAGACAAAUAGAGAAUGCUUGUUUAAGUAUGUCAAAACAUAAUCUUGUGAAUUUUUGUUAAUGUUACUAUACGAGCUAUAUUUUUCAUUUGCCCAGAAAGACAGCUUGUAUAAUGCUUUUGAAAGUUUCUGCUCUGUAAAGUCUUUAGAGCUGACAGUCUGUUAGGUUUGUUUUAUCUUCAUGCUAAAAUGUCAAUUGGUGGUUUUGUGAACUGGUCAGAAAUUCACAGGUCUUAAAUGUUUUGGGGAAAAUUUAUAUUGGGCACUGCUCUUUGUCUAGCAAAUAAAAAGAUGUUAAUAUAUUCCUGUUACUGGCAUGUGCACGACUAUGUUAUUAGAAGCCACUUUAUCAUUUGCUUUAUCUGCUUCAAAUAGAAAUGUCUAUUUAAGAGUUCUGCUUGUAGUUUUUUCACAAAUAAAAUAGUAAAAUGUAAA